Messenger RNA from Colletes gigas, 4572 nucleotides. It is a transcript of the gene Vps50, whose product is annotated as syndetin. NCBI's taxonomy places the organism in Eukaryota, Metazoa, Arthropoda, Insecta, Hymenoptera, Colletidae. The transcript has 9 exons. Bases 264 to 3005 code for a protein of 913 amino acids. The record is from RefSeq and is a predicted model, not a curated record. Gene Ontology annotation, biological process: retrograde transport, endosome to Golgi; endocytic recycling. Gene Ontology annotation, molecular function: SNARE binding. Gene Ontology annotation, cellular component: EARP complex.
GUUAACCACUUGUGCUGGAAUUAAUUCUCCAAUGUGCGUUACCAAACUGUUCACGAUAAUUCCAAAUGAACCAUAACUCGAAAUUAAAGGACACGGUAGCGUUCCACACCAAAAUGUCAUUUCUAUAUAAAUUUUAGGCAGACGCGUACAGUAAAUCUGUUUGUUAAUAAUUUUAUAUGGAAUGAUAAACUUCAAAGCAAUAUGAAAUAAGAAAUGGAACAAGAAGUUUCAUACAAUUCCAGAAUGCAACCAAAGUACCCCUUAUGGGUUUACAUUCAGACUUGCUCAAUCCACCGGAGACACAAAAAUUAGAAGACGUACAAUCAGAAGCCGACCAGUCGACGGAAAGUGAACCUGUCCCUGAUCAAGACAUAUUAGAAUCCAUCGAAGAAAUUUAUUUUAAUACAGACCAUAAUUUUGAUUCUAGUAGGCACGAGCUAGAAAAAUUACCAAAUGUUUUGCAAUCCAAAGAGAUCGAUAAAUGUUGCAAAAAGCUUAAACAACAACAUCAGGUCGUUUCGAAGAAAGUUCUACAGCUUAUUUUGCAGAAGCAGAAUGCUUGCAAAAAGGAAUUUGAGAAAAUCUUGCUGAUUCAGGAACAACUGCAGGAUGUUCUAGAAAUAUGUAGAAUGGGAAGAGCGGACUUAAAAUUAGCUGAAAAGCAAUUUACGACAGCCAGCUUGGGAAUACUAGCAAAUUAUCAAAAACGUCAAAUUAUAGAGGAGUUGUUAAAUAAUUUAAAUACUAUAAAGACAUUGCAACGUACGGGAGACCGAUUACAGGAGCUUUUGAAUGAAAAGAAUUAUCCUAGAGCAAUUUCGUUACUUUUGGAAUGUCAAAGCGCUGCGCAGACUUAUAAGCAUUUCCAUUGCAUUGCUGCUUUAAAUGGAAAAUUACAAGAUAUUUUAGAACAAGCGGAAGAAGCAUUGGAUAUUAUGCUUUCGAAAAUGUGCACGCAGUUCGAUGUAACUAUUUAUACAUCGAUACAAGAAGCAUAUUCUCUAUUAGGGAAAACUCAAUCUGCAAUAGAUCAGCUGCACAUGCAUUUCACAGCGGCAAUCCACAAUACUGCCUUUGCUGCUGUUCAUUCGUACGCAGGUGGGGACACGAAAAGGCAGUACAAACAACUCUGUCAAUCUGUGCCCUGUGAAAAUUGCAUUGCUUGUCUAACAGAACUGUGUAAAUCGCUCUGGACGAUAUUAAGCUCCUAUUACUUGGUAGUAAAUUGGCAUAAUACACAAGAGAAUAAAGUAAAAUUUGAUCCUGACGUUAAAGAUUUAGAAGGGACUUUUAGCAAAGAGUAUGUAAAACAUAAAUUAGGGAACAGUAUGAUUCGGGUAUGGCACGAUGUCGAAAUGAAAAUAUCAAUAUUUUUAAUGAAUGCUGAUUUAACUUACAUCAAAUUUGAACAAUUUGUUCAAGUUUUGGGUAUAGUUAACAGAUUAAUGGAAAUUGGAGAAGAGUUGUGUGGUUUCAAAUCGGAAAAUUUACAGGAAUCUAUACGAAAACAAUCAUUAUCAUAUUUCUCUCAUUAUCAUGCAUCGAGGCUGGAUGAACUCAGAAUAUUUUUAGAGAAUGAUGGUUGGGAAUUGUGCCCCGUGAAAUCUAAUUUUGUAGCUACUCAAUUGCAAGAGUUUAAAAGUUUAAAACCGUCGCUGAAUAUUUGUAAAGUAUGGAAUAGUUUAGAUAACUCGAACGUUAGCGAGAAUGAUAAUCCUAUGGGGUUAGAAUGGGUUCAAAAAUAUUUGGAAGGAGGCGUAUCCCCGUUUUCCAUAGGUUUAGACGAUACGAUGGACGAAGAUAUUUUGGUAAAGAAUGAGGACAAUCCACCGGGAUACUAUUCCGAUGAAUCAGACGACGAUAUUCCUGAUGAAUUGAAGCACGAAUACGUCGAUGACUCGGAUCAUGUUAAAACGAAUAAAAAGAAAUGCAAACUAAAACAAUCAGGACCCAUGGUGACGAACACUACGUUAAGUAUAUUGCGCGUUUGUGGUAAAUAUCUACAAAUGUCGAGACUUCUGCGCUCGAUCGCGGUCACUGUCAUACAAAGUAUGAUACAAUUUUAUGAACUGUGCUUCUACACGGUACAUUUAUUCUUUACUUCGGAUCUUCAAAUAAAUAGCGACUCGUUGUACAGUCCAAAGUUAAAAUUAUCAUUGGCAAGAAUUAAGGAGAACUUAAUUAUCUGUGAGAACGAUACCGAGGACAAUAUUAAAUCGAACUCUGAUAAAGUACAACAACCGCAGCUUUCUUCCACCGUAAAUUUAUCACAGCCGGAAAGGCUUCACGGUUUGAUCGAACGUAUCGUAGCAGUGGAGUCUUUGAUAUUUUUGGGCCAGCAAUACGAAGGCUUAAAACCGUAUCUGGAACAUCUUAUCGCGACUAGUCCGCAGCGCGGUUUCCUCCAUCAAUUUUAUAUGCAAACAAUAGCGUCGACGACGGAUUUAAGAAAGCCGGUAUAUAUGGCGGUUGCGUCCCAAGCAUUCGACGUUACAAACAUUUUAAUUUUAAUGAACAAGGUCAAUUGGGAGGUGACGGAUGUCAUGUCUCAACAUAGUGGUUACAUUGACUCGUUGCUUCAAGAAAUAACCGUGUUGAACGAAAGACUGGAGAAUAUUGGAAGUUGUCUUCCUUUGUCAAGCGAUGUAUAUAACGCCGUUUGGGAAAAUGUCGCACACCUAAUAACUCAUACUUUGGUAGAAGGAUUCUCGAAUGCCAAAAAGUGCUCGAACGGAGGUAGAGCACUGAUGCAACUCGAUUUCACGCAACUGAAGUCAAAAUUCGAAACGUUAACUUCUCUAAGACCGAUGCCGCACAGAGAAUAUGUCGAAUUAUACAUUAAAGCAUACUAUCUUCCAGAAAAUAGUUUGGAAGAGUGGAUAAAAGAGCAUAAGGAAUAUUCUGUAAAACAUUUAAUUGGCUUGAUUUCUUCGGCGUAUCAGAAUAAUAAGAAAACUCGACAAAGAUUAAUAGCAUUAAUAGAAGAACAACGGCCCGGUAGAUAGCAUCAGGCUAUACAUUAUAAUACAUCUCAAGACUACGUCGAAAUAGGAAUUGCUUGAACCACGAAUUCAUAGAAAUAACUAACAGAGGAAGAAAAAUGUAUUUUUUUUUCCUUGUAAAUAUUUGGAAAAAAUAUUAUUGUACCGCUGAAGUAAGUGGGUCAACUUAAUAUCUCUCUAGUUUUCAUGACAAUUACAUUUUUUUUUUUUAAUCAGCGUGUGUAUCUCGGGUCCAUAAUAUGGCUUUUAAUCGGGGGUUGAAAAGCUUCCGAAGGUAACUGUUUGAGAACCGAAAUCGAUAACGUAACAGUUUCCAAUUCCUGGUUUUAAUAGAUCUGUCGAAAAUUAGUUUGUAAAAUUAAAGGGGUAUGUGAUAAAAUUCAAAAUCUAGUAUCACUGGGAUAUACAUCGUUAAAUAAUUAAACGAAUCUCAUAUCGAAAUUUAUAAUUAUUAUUAGAUUCGUACGAUACCGUUAGUAGUCCUAUACACAUGGAGAUUUAUUAGAGGUUUUACUACGAGUUUCGUCGACCGACCUUCGUGCUGAUCAUUAUUGACGAGAUAGACGAUCGAUGAAAUUUGUGAACAAGGGUUCCGGUAAACCCUUUGUUAUGUACGAGUCGCUUCGCGUAUAAACAUGUUUAAUACAAUCGUGUAUUUUUCACUCCGUAUAAUAGGAAACGUAUAAAAUUUAUUACAGUAUUAACGAGAUUUUGAAUGAAAAGUUGCGUGCGCUUUCAAUUUCGAAAUUCAAACGUUAUUGGAUCUGAUAAUGGUAAUAACUUUACGUUUGACUUACGCUUUUCUAUACUUAAGUUCAAUGGUCGCUAACCUUAAAGAAUAUAGAAGCUAACUAUAUAAGGUUUACAAUUUCGAUGAACUAUACGUGUUGAAAGUGUAUAGCCAGUGGCAGAUUAUUUAUUUAUGUUCGCAGAGGUCCCGCCUAAUAUUUUAAAAUACCGUGAUUUAAAUGGAAGAAAAGCAAGGCAUCGAUUUGUAUUUAAACGUUUUAUUUGUAUAGUAAAAUAUGUAGAACAAAGUUAUAAGUACUGACCAAUAAAGUCAAAAUAAAUAAAAAGAUAAUUUAUUUGGUUGGUUUGGGGGUCCCCCUGAUGCAUGCCAGGCUCAAGGUGUACACUUCCGCUGACCAUGCAAUAAUCUGCCACUGCUUUUAUAUACAUGUAUGCGCGCGCGCGCGCGCGCGUGUGUAUCUAUAAUAUGUAAAUGACAAAAAUGGAGAGAAUUUUUUGGAAACAAAAAUAGCUGUACUUCUAGGGUAUACAAACGUUAAUACGGGCAACCAUAAUUCGUUUCUACGAUCGACAGUUCGACAACUACUGUUUUUUUUUGUCGUUGUAGAAACGCCGAUGUAAAUAUUAUUCUUCGUAUUCGUUUUAUUUUUAUAGAUCUUUUCAUAUAUAAUAUAAUAAUUGAGAAUAUUUUUUAAAUGUAUGUUAUUUCUUAUGAAAAUUAUAACAUCUAUAAGUUUGUUGAAGUUACGAUUGAAUUUUUUUUUGAACGAAAAUCACAAUCUGUCGUUUCUUUGAUAUUUUUUACAUUUCCCUGUCGAUU